Messenger RNA from Strongyloides ratti, 441 nucleotides. Its product is annotated as Retinal rod rhodopsin-sensitive cGMP 3',5'-cyclic phosphodiesterase subunit delta. Gene Ontology annotation, cellular component: cytoplasm. Gene Ontology annotation, biological process: sensory perception of light stimulus. Lineage: Eukaryota; Metazoa; Nematoda; Chromadorea; Rhabditida; Strongyloididae. The coding region runs from base 1 to 441 and encodes 146 amino acids. The transcript is spliced from 2 exons. The record is from RefSeq and is a predicted model, not a curated record.
AUGAAAACAUUACCCGAAAUGAUGAAUGGCUUUAAAUUAAAUUGGAUGAAUUUGCGUGAUGCAGAAAAUGGGCGUAUUCUUUGGCAAAGUACAGAUGAUAUGGCAGAUCCAUCUAAAGAGCAUACUGCUAAAAUUCCCAAAAGUAUACUAAAAUGUAAAACAGUAUCUCGUGAAAUAAAUUUUACUUCAGAAGAAAAAAUUGAAAAAUUUAGAUUAGAACAAAAAGUCUUUUUAAAAGAUAACAUUAUUGAGGAAUGGUUUUUUGAUUUUGGAUUUGUUAUACCACAAUCAACAAAUACCUGGCAAAAUGUAAUUGAAGCAGCACCGGAGGGGCAAAUGUUACCAGCAGUUUUGUUAAAUGGAAAUGUUGUGAUUGAAACUAGUUUUUAUGAUGACGAUCAACUUGUUAGUACCUCAAGAGUAAGAUUAUAUUACAUUUAA